Molecule: messenger RNA, 2885 nt
Organism: Dama dama (fallow deer)
Lineage: Eukaryota; Metazoa; Chordata; Mammalia; Artiodactyla; Cervidae
Product: keratin, type I cytoskeletal 9-like
Exons: 4
Coding region: 1-672 (223 amino acids)
Source: RefSeq, a predicted model, not a curated record
AUGUUUGCCGCCGCCGCCACCUCUUCACUAGCGACCUGGCAACGGCAGCAGCAGCGGCGGUUCCUUCCGCAGCGGCGGCCCCACAGCGGCGGCGGCGGCGGCGGCGGCGCCCCCUCCCCUCACACUCAGACGCGGCGAGCCGCGGCGGCGGGCGGGCGGGGCGGCGUGGGCACUGCUGCCGCCGCCGCCUCAGGAGCACCCGGCGAGGGGCGACCGGGGAGAAGCCCUCGCGCUUUCGUCGGUGCUGCUGCUGGUGCUCCCGCCACUGCCGCCGCCGCCGGGAAUCACACGGGCUCCUCGGUCCCCGGCUGCAGCUCUUGUUGCCAUGAUGAUGAUGUCACGGACGGAGGGCCAAGAGUAGUUGGGGGAGGGGACACGGCGGGAAAGGGAGGGAGCGGGGCGGGCACCCGAGCGGGACACCCAAGCGGGGGGCCGACUAGGUGCUUUCUCCCCCCGCCCCCGGGCACGCAGCGAGGGCGGUGGCUGCGGGAGAGCCGGGCCCGCGCGGGGCGCGAGGAAUCGAUGACUCGGCCGGUGGGCACGGCCACCUGGGGCGGGAUUGGCCGGAGCCGCGGCGAUCGCGCUCGCUUCGCCGACCGCCAUUUCACAUCCUGCAGAGAAGGCGGGGGCAGCCGCGGAAACGGCCUUUCACAAGUUUUUCUACAGCUCUGAAACUGGAUAUGCCAUACAACAUGCUCUUCAUUUGGUCAGGAAGCAAAAGUAUUUUCCAAAGGACUGGGCUGCAUGUUACGUAAACUUCAGCAAGCAUCUGUGGACCCACAGCUGAAUGAUGGGGGUCGGGGAGGAGGACAAGGGUGAGGGUGGAGAAGCUGCCUGAGAACCAGCCAGCAAAAGAACUAAAUGCUGUCGGCUAUUUCUUGGUAUGCGAUUCAUUUUCAUUUUCCACACUUCAGGUACAAUUGUUUAUAUUCUCCCUGGGUUUCAGAUGUGAAUGCCUUAGAAGUACUUCCCUAAAAAUUAUAAAAUUAAAUUUAAAAAGUUGCAAAUUCUCUUCCAGCUGAGGAGAUUUCAAGGACUUGGAGGAAGCUAAUAAAAAGGGUGACAAAGUGUGGUCAUCUCCGGAGUGUGUUCACUUAACUGGGAUUCUGAGGUCGUGUCCUAGGGAAGGAAUUCUAGAAUUGAAACUGGUCUGAAAAGGAACAAGUGGGUCCUUGGAUGAUAGUGAAUAAACCUGACAUGGCAAUGAACAACCUUUUAGGAAAACGAUGGGAUUAGUCACUUUUAACAAACACGGUGAACCCUGAUGUUUUAAAUUUGUCACUACAAAUAUUCAAACAGCAAAUGAUUACUGAAUCCUGUAGUGUGUCUGACACUGUGCUGUGAACCCCCUCUUCUGAAGCAUAUGCUCAAUUAAAAUUCUUUUAUAGUUGAUACCUACAAGUGACACAUAACUCCAGAGGUCCAAGAGGGUAUCUAAUAAAAGGUAAACAAAAUGAUUUCUGGUGACAUAAAACAUGCCUACCUUCAAGUGGUUUGUAAUCUAACUGAAGGAAAAUGACUAGUACAGGAAAUCAAACUAAUACAAAUCGAGGGCCCUUGCACUUGCCAUUUCUUCUUCUUGGAACACUCUUGCCCUACAUAUCUGCAUGGCUUUCUUUCUUUCUUUUUUAAGGCUUUACUCAGCUCUCGUCUUCUCUGUGAGGGCUCCCUGGUCACCCUCUAAAAUUUUUACAUGCUCCUCUCACUCCAUCUCCCUUUCCUGCUUUAUCCUUCUCUCAGCAGUUGUCACCAUUGUAUAUCCUAUAAAAGAGACGUUAUCAGUUCUAAUACCUAGUACAAUAUUCCUUGUGUAUUGUCUCUCCUCUCCCCCCAGGAUGUAAGCUUCAUGAGGGUGUGAUUUUCAACUCUUCUGUUCAUAGCUGUCUUCCCAGCAUCGAGAAUUAUACCUGGUACCUAGCAGGUGCUCAAUAACUAUUUGUUGAAUGAAUGAAGGAUCAAUGCCUGUUUUAGAGAGGAGACAGAUCCAUGUAGCUGGAAGGAUCUCUGACUGUGAGGAAGUCAGGUCCAUGAAGGGUGACGGGGAGGAUUUGGUGGGCCAAGUCCUCAGAGUUCUUGAAAUUAGACCACAUGGGUACCCUUUCCUCUUCCUCUCAAAUAUGUAUUAAGCUCCACUAAGUGUCAGGCCCUGAGGCCAGGCCUGAAGAGGUCCCAUCCACGACAGGGCUGACCUGAACCCUUGUUGGCAGAGUAACAGUGAGCCUACCCCACAGCGUGAUGGGGCAUCUGUUCUCUCUGCUCAGACACGGAGUACCCGAUCUCCUCCUACAUCCUCAGCAGCGGGUGGGGCAGGCCUGCCGUCACCACAGGGGCCCCUCUGGCCCUAGACCUCAGCCAGAACUGACAGAACAACCCCACCACCCUCCUGAGGGUGUCACAGAGAAUACGACGCCACAUCAGAGGGCCACGGGCAGUUCAGUGGGUUGGGUCGGAAGUGGCAGUUUUGUUUUUUUGGUCUUUAAUGUCAAUAUUGUAAUAAAAAAGAUAACUAGACAUUAGAAAAAAUUAACUCAGUACCCCACCUCUCCUAACCAUUUCCAUUUCCCUUGUUUUAUUCCAGACCUCUUCUAUACCUCUUCUAUACACAGGCACAGCCUGUGUUCCCAUCUCCCUCAGAGGGUGGAAAUUGGCUUUAAGCAAAAAAAAGCCCUGUUUUCUAGCCAUGAUCUGGAGCAGUCUCUGACCCCGAGGGGGACAGAAGACCUCCCAGUUAGGGCCUGUUGACCCCCUUGGUGGCUGUGCUCUGGACGGUCUCAGCUCAUCAGCACGACAUUGAGCUCAGAAAGCCGGGAGAGGCUGAGGCUGUUGGGGGUGCAGCCAACAGACAAGUCUAGCUCAUGGCUUCAGAUGGAUGGUGAAAGGGAGAG